Messenger RNA from Microtus oregoni (creeping vole), 6441 nucleotides. It is a transcript of the gene Plin4, whose product is annotated as perilipin 4. NCBI's taxonomy places the organism in Eukaryota, Metazoa, Chordata, Mammalia, Rodentia, Cricetidae. The record is from RefSeq and is a predicted model, not a curated record. The transcript has 8 exons. Gene Ontology annotation, cellular component: plasma membrane. The coding region runs from base 106 to 4914 and encodes 1602 amino acids.
GAGGCACUGCCAGCAGCGGCCCUGCUCUGAGGGACCUUGCACGGUCCAGGUGAGUCCAGCUGUGUCACUCAGCGACUGCUGCCUCCAGCCCCACAGGUCACCAUCAUGUCAGCUUCAGGAGAUGGGACUAGGGGUCCCCCCAAAUCCAAAGGCAAGACCCUGAGCAGUUUCUUCGGGUCUCUGCCUGGCUUCAGCUCUGCCCGGAACCUGGUGUCCCACCGUCACAGCCCCACAAAGGAUGUGGGACCAGUCCCAGACCCUACGGGGACUCCUGUCCCCCCGUCGCCAGUGGCCACCGACCUGCAGCAGACGGCAAGGGGUGCGGAGGGGCUGCUCCAGUCUCAACAGACCACGGCUGGGAACAAGGAUGUGGGAAGCUCCAGUGUGACUGCUGGAAAAGACGCCUUCUCCUCUGGGGUGGCCGGCAUCAUAGACAUGGCGAAAGGAAUGGUCCAGGGUGGCCUGGGCGCCACCCAGUCAACCCUUGUGGGCACUAAGGAGGCAGUGUCCGGAGGCGUGACAGAAGCAGUAGGGAUGGCCAAAGGUCUUGUCCAGGGAGGUCUGGACACCUCAAAGACUGUCCUUAGCACCACCAGAGACACAGUGACCACAGGACUCACAGGGACUGCAAACAUGGCCAAAGGGACAGUACAGACGGGUCUGGACACCAGCAAGAAAGUGCUGACGGGAACCAAGGACACGGUGACCACAGGACUCACAGGUGCCAUUAAUGUUGCCAAAGGGGCUGCCCAGGGAGGUCUGGACACAGCCAAGUCUGUGGUCAUGGGCACCAAGGACACGGUGACCACAGGACUCACAGGGGCAGUGAACGUGGCCAAAGGGACAGUGCAGACUGGUUUGGACACCACCAAGUCUGUGGUCAUGGGCACCAAGGACACGGUGACCACAGGACUCACAGGGGCCAUGAACGUGGCCAAAGGGACAGUGCAGACUGGGCUGGACACCAGCAAGAAAGUGCUGACGGGAACCAAGGACACGGUGACCACAGGACUCACAGGUGCCAUUAAUGUUGCCCAAGGGGCUGCCCAGGGAGGUCUGGACACAGCCAAGUCUGUGGUCAUGGGCACCAAGGACACGGUGACCACAGGACUCACAGGGGCCGUGAACGUGGCCAAAGGGACAGUGCAGACUGGUCUGGACACCACCAAGUCCGUGGUCAUGGGCACCAAGGACACGGUGACCACAGGACUCACAGGGGCCGUGAACGUGGCCAAAGUGGCUGCCCAGGGAGGCUUGGACACCACCAAGUCUGUGGUCAUGAGCACCAAGGACACGGUGACCACAGGACUUGCAGGGGCCGUGAACGUGGCCAAAGGGACAGUGCAGACUGGUCUGGACACCACCAAAUCUGUGGUCAUGGGCACCAAGGACACGGUGACCACAGGACUCACAGGGGCUGUCAACAUGGCCAAAGAAGCUGCCCAGGGAGGCCUGGACACCACCAAAUCCAUGGUCAUGGGCACCAAGGACACGGUGACCACAGGACUCACAGGGGCCGUGAACGUGGCCAAAGGGACAGUACAGACAGGGCUGGACACCAGCAAGAAAGUGCUGACGGGAACCAAGGACACGGUGACCACAGGACUCACAGGUGCCAUUAAUGUUGCCAAAGGGGCUGCCCAGGGAGGUCUGGACACAGCCAAGUCUGUGGUCAUGGGCACCAAGGACACGGUGACCACAGGACUCACAGGGGCCGUGAACAUGGCCAAAGUGGCUGCCCAGGGAGGCUUGGACACCACCAAGUCUGUGGUCAUGAGCACCAAGGACACGGUGACCACAGGACUUACAGGGGCCGUGAACGUGGCCAAAGGGACAGUGCAGACUGGUCUAGACACCACCAAGUCCGUGGUCAUGGGCACCAAGGACACGGUGACCACAGGACUCACAGGGGCCGUGAACGUGGCCAAAGGGACAGUGCAGACUGGUCUGGACACCACCAAGUCCGUGGUCAUGGGCACCAAGGACACGGUGACCACAGGACUCACAGGGGCCGUGAACGUGGCCAAAGUGGCUGCCCAGGGAGGCUUGGACACCACCAAGUCUGUGGUCAUGAGCACCAAGGACACGGUGACCACAGGACUUACAGGGGCCGUGAACAUGGCCAAAGGGACAGUGCAGACUGGUCUGGACACCACCAAAUCUGUGGUCAUGGGCACCAAGGACACGGUGACCACAGGAUUCACAGGGGCUGUGAACGUGGCCAAAGGGACAGUGCAGACUGGUCUAGACACCACCAAAUCCAUGGUCAUGGGCACCAAGGACACGGUGACCACAGGACUCACAGGGGCCGUGAACGUGGCCAAAGGGACAGUACAGACUGGGCUGGACACCAGCAAGAAAGUGCUGACGGGAACCAAGGACACGGUGACCACAGGACUCACAGGUGCCAUUAAUGUUGCCAAAGGGGCUGCCCAGGGAGGUCUGGACACAGCCAAGUCUGUGGUCAUGGGCACCAAGGACACGGUGACCACAGGACUCACAGGGGCCGUGAACGUGGCCAAAGUGGCUGCCCAGGGAGGCUUGGACACCACCAAGUCUGUGGUCAUGAGCACCAAGGACACGGUGACCACAGGACUUACAGGGGCCGUGAACGUGGCCAAAGGGACAGUGCAGACUGGUCUAGACACCACCAAGUCCGUGGUCAUGGGCACCAAGGACACGGUGACCACAGGACUCACAGGGGCCGUGAACGUGGCCAAAGUGGCUGCCCAGGGAGGCUUGGACACCACCAAGUCUGUGGUCAUGAGCACCAAGGACACGGUGACCACAGGACUUACAGGGGCCGUGAACGUGGCCAAAGGGACAGUGCAGACUGGUCUAGACACCACCAAGUCCGUGGUCAUGGGCACCAAGGACACGGUGACCACAGGACUCACAGGGGCCGUGAACGUGGCCAAAGUGGCUGCCCAGGGAGGCUUGGACACCACCAAGUCUGUGGUCAUGAGCACCAAGGACACGGUGACCACAGGACUUACAGGGGCCGUGAACAUGGCCAAAGGGACAGUGCAGACUGGUCUGGACACCACCAAAUCUGUGGUCAUGGGCACCAAGGACACGGUGACCACAGGAUUCACAGGGGCUGUGAACGUGGCCAAAGGGACAGUGCAGACUGGUCUAGACACCACCAAAUCCAUGGUCAUGGGCACCAAGGACACGGUGACCACAGGACUAACAGGGGCCGUGAACGUGGCCAAAGGGACAGUACAGACUGGGCUGGACACCAGCAAGAAAGUGCUGACGGGAACCAAGGACACGGUGACCACAGGACUCACAGGUGCCAUUAAUGUUGCCAAAGGGGCUGCCCAGGGAGGUCUGGACACAGCCAAGUCUGUGGUCAUGGGCACCAAGGACACGGUGACCACAGGACUCACAGGGGCCGUGAACGUGGCCAAAGGGACAGUGCAGACUGGUCUAGACACCACCAAAUCCGUGGUCAUGGGCACCAAGGACACGGUGACCACAGGACUCACAGGGGCCGUGAACGUGGCCAAAGUGGCUGCCCAGGGAGGCCUGGACACCACCAAGUCCGUGGUCAUGGGCACCAAGGACACGGUGACCACAGGACUCACUGGAGCUAUGAACGUGGCCAAAGGGACAGUACAGACAGGGCUGGAUUCCAGCAAGAGUAUGCUGACGGGCACAAAGGACACCGUUUGUGCUGGGGUCACAGGUGCCAUUAAUGUGGCCAAAGGGGCUGCCCAGGGGGGCCUAGACACUUCUAAAGCAGUCCUUACAGGUACCAAGACUACAAUGUUGGCUGGCCUCUCAGGUACCAUGAAUAUGGCCACUGAGACAAUGAAGACAGGCCUGGACACGAGCAAGAGCAUGCUCACAGGUACAAAGGAUACUGUCUGUGCUGGGAUCACUGGGGCCAUGAACAUGGCCAAAGGUGUCUUUCAGAAGGGCUUGCACACUCCCAAGGACACAUGGUCUGCCAUGCAGUCUCAGGCAGAUAAUGUGGCUAUCAACGCCACCCACACAAGUGUCAACACAGUCCCACAUUCAUUCUCUGGCUCUCACGCCACCACCCACGGGGUGGAACAUGUUACCCUGACUUCUGCAGAAUCCUUGUGCUCUGAGAUCAGCAGCCUUGCAGACACCUGUGGCUUGGAGCUUGUCACAGAACCCAUAGCUGCCACCAAAGGCCUUGUGUCUAGUGUGGCUUCAUCUGUCCGUGCAGCUACCAAGUCUGAGGAGGAGUAUGGUCAGCUGGCUGUGACAAGCUUUGCUGCACUUCAUGAUGAGUUGGAAGGGCUCGGGGACAUCUUCCAGCCCAUGACAGCUGAGGAACAAGCCCAGCUGGUGGCCUCAGAGUCAGGGCCUCGGGUGUUCUCUGCUGACCAGGGAAGCUACUUUGUCCGCCUAGGUGACCUGGCCCCCAGCUUCCGCCAGCGGGCUUUUGAACAUGCCCUGAGCCAUAUACAGCACAAGCAGUUCCAAGCCAGAGCUACACUGGCCCAACUCCAGAAGGCCUUCCAGGUGACACACAUGACCAUGGAGGCUCCAGGUGGGCAGCUGUGCGGGAACCAGAGCUUGGGCUCCACGGCGGAGGCUGCUGGUACCCAUGAGGUGUGUGCUUCCAGGGCUCAGGACAGGCUAUGUACGCUAAUCUGCCAGCUCCAUGCAGCUUACAGCGGCCUGGCAGCCAGUCUGCAGGGCCUGCCAGAGGUGCAGCAGCAGGCAGGGCUGGCACGGCACAGCCUCUGCAAACUGUAUGGUCUUGUGUCCUCUGAGAGCAGUGGCGAUCUGCAGGCAGAGCAGCUGGCCCAGAGCAGUGCUGGUGUGGUACAGGCAUGGCAGGGUCUGGAGGUGCUGCUGGACAGGCUGCAGCAGAGCCCCCCACUCAGCUGGCUGGUAGGACCAUUUGCUUUGAUGCCUGGUGACCAGCUAUAGAUACCUGAAAGCUUCACAACCCCAAAGUUCUGGAUUAAGGAAGAGCAGAGGGUCCUCGGAAAGUCAAUUUGAAACCAGUCAUGGCUCUUGCUAUUUCCAGUAACUGAUAGCCCCUCUUCCAAACUAGCCACCAAGUCUGUUCAGAGAGCAGCACACAGGUCCCGAUGAUAGAGCAAAGCGGAAGCAGAGUCAAACCUAGGAGGUCCUUCAGCUAUCCUCACUGACAAGCCUUCCAGCCUCUGGGCUCUGACCCUACCUUCAGGGGCCCACAGCUCUCUGCUAUGGGUGGUGCCACUCAACCCCAGGUCCCACCUUGAGCAGUGUAUCCAGAGGUCUUAGCUAACAUAUUAGGCAACUUGUUCCCCAGCACUAGAAUGUACUAGAAUGCACAGCCACCCUAAGGCAAGCUCCCACAGCCCCUUCUGAUACAUAGUGGGGUGUAGAGCCACUCAAAGCCACACUUAUUUCCCAGCAUGCUGUGGGCCUGAGUCUGACCGGCUCUAUUGGGAAAGGAGGGUCACACAUGUAUCACUGCACAGAGACAGGGACCACUUGACAGGGCCGUCACUGCUGAAACUGUGGUCUGCAUGAGGUUAUGCCUGCCUAGGGUUGAAGUACUGACUGGAGACACGGCAGGUGAUGGCCCUUCUCCCUCGUCCUAUGCACCCAAGACAAAAGCACAGAAGAUGAUGGGGUACACGGCAAUCCCCUAUGGACCGGCCAUCCAAGACCACAGUCCAGCUCUACCUGAACCCCAGCAGUGCUAGCAACUCCCAAUCUUCCAGUUCCCUUUUUUGUGCACUCUUAGAAAGUAACAAUGUCCUUGAGUUCUAAGGUUGGGCUAGCUGUGGCCUCGGAGAGGACAUGGCGGAGAGGCCGUGACAGAGAAGACAGGAGCCUUCCUGAGCCUUUCCCUUUUUCUCUCAGCAUCAGGAUGCAACACUAGACUGGGCCCAGGGCCUGCAGCUAUGCCUCUAGAUGAGCCUCACUACAUCAUGCUCCAUGGUGGCCAUGGAGGCAGGUGGAUACACAGACAGGCAUGUACCCUACCUGAGCCCACAGGGAACACAAGCAGAGCAGAAAAACCACAUAGCGAGAGCAGGUUGGGAUGGUGUGGACUCCAACACUCCAGCCCAAAUGCUGAGCUGCCCCAGAGGCACUAUGCUGGGGUCCCUGCAUAGCUGGGGAAUGGAAUGGUGGUUGAGUCAGGGCCACAGUCUCCUGUUGGCCUGUCCUUAGUGUCUGUUACUCUCAUGAUGGUGGAACAGGCUACUCAAUGUAGGAAGAGCUCUGCUGCCCUGUAAGUGUGAACCCUGCCCUGUACCAGGCCUGGCUUCCCAUGCUGCUCACGGUGGCUGGUACCUCAGCCCUGUGUCAGGCAUAGUGCUCUGGCCUUAGCCCAGCUACAUUUCAUAUCAGGACACCAAGCCAAUAAAAACUGUUUCUUUUUCAUUACAAAACCCUUUAUAACCAUUUCAUGUCAAUCGAAAUCACAGAACUAGGCAGAAAGGCCCAGGCCACAAAUAC